Carassius auratus (goldfish) is the source of this 1061-nucleotide messenger RNA. RefSeq names its product E3 ubiquitin/ISG15 ligase TRIM25-like. Bases 47 to 961 code for a protein of 304 amino acids. Lineage: Eukaryota; Metazoa; Chordata; Actinopteri; Cypriniformes; Cyprinidae. Gene Ontology annotation, molecular function: zinc ion binding. The transcript has 3 exons. The record is from RefSeq and is a predicted model, not a curated record.
UGUAGUUGAGCUGUUCUGUGCUGUGUCUCUGUAUUCAUGAAGUAAAAUGGCGGAAGCCAUAAUUUCUCAGGAUGAGUUCAUGUGUCCAGUGUGUCUGGAUCUCCUGAAGGAUCCAGUGACCAUCCAGUGUGGACACAGUUACUGUAAGAACUGUAUUGAAGGUUGCUGGGAUCAGGAGGAUCAGAGAGUCUACAGCUGUCCUCAGUGCAGAGAGACCUUUAGCCCAAAACCUGCUUUACGGAAAAACGCCAUUCUGGCUGAACUGGUGGAGAAACUGAAGAAGACCAGACUCUCUGAUGACUGUUACGCUGGAGCUGGAGAUGUGCAGUGUGACGUCUGUACUGGAACAAAACACAAAGCUGUCAAGUCCUGUCUGGUGUGUCUGAACUCUUAUUGUUUGAAUCACCUCGAACAACACGAGAGUUGGUUUAAAGGAAAGAGACACAAUUUGACUGAAGCCACUGGACGACUGCAGGAGAUGAUCUGCCAGAAACAUGAGAAGCUCCUUGAAGUUUUCUGUCGCACUGACCAGAAAUGUAUUUGUGUGCUGUGUACGAUGGAUGGACAUAAAAAUCACAACACUGUAUCAGCUGCAGCACAGAGGACAGAGAUACAGAAGCAGCUGAAGGAGACGCAGAAGACGCUCCAGCAGAGAAUCCAGCAGAGAGAGAAAGAUCUCCAGCAGCUGAGAGAGACUGUGGAGUCUCAUAAGCGCUCUGCACAGACAGCAGUGGAGGACAGUGAGAGGAUCUUUACUGAGCUCAUCCGCUCCAUUGAGAGAAGCCGCUCUGAGCUGAUACGACUGAUCAGAGAUCAGGAAAAGACUGCAGUGAGUCGAGCUGAAGAACGACUUGAGCGACUGGAGCAGGAGAUCAAUGAUCUGAGGAGGAGAGACGCUGAGCUGGAGCAGCUUUCACACACACAGGAUCACAUCCAGUUCCUGCAGGUAACACACAUCUAGAAGAACAGGAUCAUAGUGGACUUGAGCAGAUCCUGCUGUGACAGAGACUCACAGAGAAACAGUUCAUGAGUGUGUUAUUAUAUAAUCAUCAGUCAGACUC